GUCGGACACGUCCCGACGGGGCGUACGGUAUGCCUACAUACCCUGGCCAUCUCACCAAAGUGCCAGAGGACGGGUCUUGGACGGCGGCUGAUGGCAGCUUAUCUCGAGAGGCUCAAGGACGAUCCUACGGUAGACCGGGUGGCCCUGAUCGCCCGAGCGUAUUUGGUGCCGUAUUAUGAGUCUUUUGGGUUCGAAAAGCGAGGUCGCAGUCGAUGCACGCGGUACGGCGAUGGCUGGUACGAUAUGGUG
Molecule: messenger RNA, 249 nt
Organism: Pseudocercospora fijiensis CIRAD86
Lineage: Eukaryota; Fungi; Ascomycota; Dothideomycetes; Mycosphaerellales; Mycosphaerellaceae
Exons: 1
Cellular component (GO): cytoplasm
Molecular function (GO): aralkylamine N-acetyltransferase activity
Source: RefSeq, a predicted model, not a curated record